AACAAUAUUUUUUUUUUUCAUUCAUUUUCUUUGUGUUGUACCCUUAAUUAAUCAUUGAAUAAAACUUACUAUUUUUCUGGUGUAUUCAAUUCAUUAUUUUCAUUAGCUUUUGUGAUGGCAUGGUCUCCUACAUGUGCUACAAGGGCUUACCUUGAUACCCUUCAACUGUGUAAUAAUGUUGAUAGAAAACAAAGUAGCUUUUGGAGAGUACAAGAGCUAGGAAGUAAUGAAUAUGUAUCAGCAUUAGCAGCAGGAAUGAAAGCAAAACUUAUAGUUGAAGUAACAUCGUCUCCUGCAUCAUCAUCAACAAUAGCCCUUGCAGCUGCCGCGCGACAAACUGGAGGCAAACUUGUGUGUAUUCUCCCUGAACCAGUUCUUGAUGAGUCCAAAGAAUCUAUCAACAACUCAGGACUUAAAGACCAAGUAGAAUUUAGAACUGAAGAUCCAUCGAAGUUAUUACCGCGCUACAAAAACAUUGAUUUCUCCCUUAUAGAUUGUAAAGAUGAAAGCUAUGUAAUGUUGCUCAAUUUGCUAAAUGUUAAUCCUGUUAAAUCUGUUGUGGUUGCAAAUAAUUUGGUUGGUGAUAGAAAAGGGUUGGAAGGGUGUGUAAGAAGAAAAGAUGAGAAAGUAGCAGUAAGAUCUGUGAAACAUCCUAUAGGCAAAGGUAUGGAAGUAACUAUGAUUAGCAGGAAUAAUGAAAUUGAUCAUAAGAGACAUGUCAGAAAUCAUCAUCAUGCAAGAAAAAAGAACAAGAGCAAGUGGAUUGUAAAGUUUGAUGAGAAAAGUGGUGAGGAACACAUAUUCAGAUUACCUCAAGUUGACUUGUUAUGGAAUUAACAUUGAAGCCAUGACACAAACACGGACAUAACAUCGACGUUGGUAAUAAUUUGAGAAAGUUGAAUAUUUGAAUUAACCACAUCUAGUCGAUGAUAUGUUGAAUAUCAGACACACCUUCAAUUUGAAGUGUCGGUGCUACAAAGAUUCCUUCUAAAACAAUAUUUUACUUUUGUAUUAAUUUAUCCAUACAUGGAAAUUAAUAUAAGAAGAAUAUAUCAAAAAGGUUUCUAAUGAACUGACCCUAAGAUUGUGCAGGGUUUGUAAUAGUACAUACUACAUAGUAUUUUUAAUCAAAAUCUCCUACACAUAAUGCUAAACAAAGUUGGUGUCUAAAAGGAAAUUGAAUUAACUACUACCUUAGCUUUGUUAUUACUCAUUAAGAUGUCUAUGAGCUUUUAAAACAUAUCUUGUUGAAAUUUGAAAAAUUUUAUGUUUAAAUAAUUUUGAUUGGAGUAUGAAUCAACGCUGCUCAUAAAAAUAUAUAAAAAAAUGAUCCAAAAAAG
Molecule: messenger RNA, 1340 nt
Organism: Trifolium pratense (red clover)
Lineage: Eukaryota; Viridiplantae; Streptophyta; Magnoliopsida; Fabales; Fabaceae
Exons: 2
Coding region: 115-837 (240 amino acids)
Source: RefSeq, a predicted model, not a curated record